CCUGGUCAUCAUGCUUUGAUCCGGCCCCAGGCCCAAGGGGGGGUAAAGGUUAGCUGUGGGUCCUGAGGGCCCCUGCAGUCGUCCCUCCUUUUGUGCAACGGUGCCAAGGCGGAAAGGCUUCCAGGGGGUUGCAGGUGAUGAAUCCUUAACUCCCGAUAAAUACCUUGACUCCCGCUCAAUAACGGUGGAUGACUUUGCAUUUUCCCAAGUCUCUUCUCUUGUCCUGAGCUUGACCAUCGCCCUCUCAGUCGCUGACCUCUUGUGUUCCCGCCGUACUCUAUGACGUAGUUUCCCUCGCUGAGAUUCCUUAUAUAAGUAAACCUGACCAACGUGUUCACCACACCCCGUGUGUACUAUUGCCGUGUCACCUUCAAAAGCUCACUGCCUCAACAAAAUCUACCACUUCUCCGUCUCACCACCAUUACAACCUGCAAGAUGAUCGCCGUUCAGAGCAGCCAGGCCCAAAUGCCACAGCAACCAAUCCCAACCAAUUCUGGCCAUCUCACAACUACUACCUCAGAACCCACCCCAGUCACUCAUGGCGCAACAACCAAUGGUAAUAAACCCACAAAGAGGCAUCACAUAUACAUGGUCGGAGGAACCGCCGCAUGUGGAAAAACCACCAUCGCCCAAUACGUUGCCGACAAAUUGAAUCUCACAUAUAUCGAAGGCGACGAUGUAAGAACAAACUUCACUUUCCCAAACAAAUACACCAAAAUCAACAUACUAAAUCCACACAGUUCCACACCAAAGAAAACAAAGAGAAAAUGAACCGAGGCAUCGCCCUAACCGACGGCGACCGCUGGGACUGGCUCGAAAACCUACGCACCCAAUCCAUCGACGCCAUAAACAAAAACCACACGGGCGUAGUAAUAACCUGUUCAGCGCUCCGACGACGCUAUCGCGACGUCAUGAGAAUCGCCGCCUACCUCCACCCCGACGUCGACGUCCACAUCGUCCUUCUUCACGCCCCCUUUGAGGUUUUGCAAAACCGCAUUGCCGUCCGAGCCAAGACGACGAAUCACUUCUUUGACCCGCGGUUGCUGGAGAGCCAGUUCAAGACGUUGGAGAGACGGCAAGAUGAUGAGUGGGAUGUGAUCGAGGUGGAUGUUAUUGGGGAGAUGGAGGAGGUCAAGAAGGAGGCGCUGGAGGCUAUGAAGAAGCAGACUGAGUUGAAAGCUUCCAAUUCAACGACGAGCUCGUGACAUGAUUGAAAAAUGUCACCUGUUUAGCUUUGUUUGACUACGAUGGAAUGAGUUUCUUUGGGAUUGGACGGCGUUUCGGAUCAGCGAUUUUUUCCCCAUUAAUUUUCUUCUUUUGCUCUUGCCAGAGUGAGCAAAUUGGGCAAUGAGGGAUUUCUGGAAGGGCGUCUUACUUGCAUGCGAGUUUUUCAUGUGGCUCGGCUCGGCUAGGCUUUUUUUAAACUGCUGGGGAAUUCCCCCUUUUGUUCUCGCUUGCGUUUCAUGCGUCAAGGGGGAUUUCUACAUCAAUGAGGGCGUUUGGGAUUGGCUUUCGGUAGCGAGUUUUGGCACCAUGCCAUACAUAGAUGAGAAGGCAUGGAAUAGAUGGGGGACUUUAUCACGAGAUCUUGACGGUAUGCACAAUUAUAAUUAGGUAUCGCCCAAGGAAAUCUUCCGCUUGGUUAAAGUGUCUCGCGUCUCUUUUGCUCUAAGCGAUCUAUGUCUACAUAUAUAUGCUGUAACGCCAACAGCAUCCCCAGUCCCAUUGCGGAAGAACAGGCCCGUUGUUCCCAAUGUCUGCUUACUGCGGGUCAACCAGUGCACAACUGCCUUGGUAGCACAGCAUCGUGAGGCUGAUGCCAGGCAAGAGUGUUAUUGGUGGCCGUCCAGCAUCGCCAAUGCGAUGCCAUGAUUUCAGACCAGGCCCUUUGGGCUUUUGUACUCCCACACAUCCAACGCAAAUCGUUGGACCGGAAGUGCUUCCGCUGCAUUCCCAGAGGUUGUUUCUUUUGCAACCCAAGCAGGCCGCAUUAUCUCAGACGCAUGAUCAUACUGUCUGGGUCUUCGACAUAUCCCUUGACCACCUCAGCAGCUCGUGCCAUCGUCGCUCCAUCGAUAACCCGGUGGUCCGCACUCCAACUGAAGUUGCACACCUGCUUGGGUAUAACUUGGCCGUCCUCGCCAAAUGCUGGGAUGGUUCUCAUCUUCCCGACUCCGAGGAUCGCAACCUCCUUUUCGACAAUGACUGGAGAAACAUACGUCCCUCCAAUAUUUCCUAUAUUCGAUAGCGUGAUGGUCCCACCCGUCAAAUCCUGGGUUGAGAGCUUGCCAGAUGCAGCUAGGCUUUGCAGCCGGCUGAGUUCCGCGGCGAUGCCAAUAAUGUUGAGACUGGCAACGUUCUUGAUGACUGGAACCAAUAGUCCUGAUGGAGUGUCCAUAGCCACGCCGAUGUUGUGUUGACUGCGGUGUAUCAUGACCGGCUUCCCUGAUCCGGCUUCCGCGUCGACUCUUGCAUUCAGCAUGGGGUAACGGUCCAGCGCCAAAGACAUGGCCUUGACAAUGAACGGCAAGAAGGACAAUUUGCUGACUUCCUCUACAGGUGACUUGGUGAGGCUUUUAUUUAGCCUCGAGCGUAGUUCCGAGAGCUUGUUGAAGUCUAGCUCAUCGGCGUAAAGGAAGUGAGGUUUGGACAGGGCUUUGGUCAUGGACUUGAACAUUUGAGACUGCGUGUUUGUCAAGGGGACUGCCAUCUCGAUCUGUUUUGCGCUGGCAGCAGCUGCAUUCGUGUUGUUGACUGCAAGCGAAGAAGGGGUUUGUUGGGCUGGGGAUCCGCUAGCCGCCCGUUGCCUGGCAAAUGCAUGCACAUCUUCUUUCAUGACCCUUCCUUCUCUCCCUGUGCCUUGAAUAUCUGCGAGGCCAAUCUUUAACUCUUUUGUAAGGUGUCUGACUGCUGGCGUGGCUAAUGAUGCAUGUUUGCCUUUAGGUUUAUAGUUGGUUGCAGUAGCAUUCUCGCUUGGCGUGGAUGUUCGUGAUGAAGAGUCCCGACUACUCGCAGUAUUACUCUGGUUUGAAGCGGGUAUUGAUGAAGAGGAUUUGGGUUCCUCGUUUGUAUGGACCGGAUUACUAUCCGUUGCGUCUUCUUUGACAGGAGACCCCGUCAACUCUGCCAGGUCUUUCUCAUUGACCUCACUUUGAAUGUCAAUAUCCAGCAGCGGUUUUCCAACUUUUGCCAUAUCCCCAGCCUCGUAAUGUAACUUCUUGAUCACACCACCGAAUCUGCUUGUAAUUUCCACGGAGGCCUUAUCGCUCUGGACCUCACACAACUUGUCCCAUUCUUCCACUCGCGCUUCCGGUUCGACAAACCAUUGUAUGAUUUCGCAAUCUCUGAUUCCUACAGACUGAGUUAGACCAUGUCCAGUAAUCAGGAACAAUCCAACCAAAAAACCCCACCUUCUCCGAUAUCUGCCAGCAGAAACGGCUUAACAACUUGACACUUUCUUGACGAAUGGAAGGCACGAUGUCCCGGAAAUCCUCCCGCCAACCUAACGCCUCUCGAGAAAUUGACUUGUUGGAGAACAGACCGGGUAACCGAGUGAAGACGCAUUGUGUUGACACAGAAAAGCCUUCCUGGAUAAAGUCAAGCCCAAGCAAGAUUUUACAUGUUGAAGUACUUGGGAAUUGUUCCAAGAAUGCGGGACAGGGACGCAGUGCGGGUUUGCGGGAGAAACGCAACGCCAUCAGGCCGUGAAUAGCCGCAUGGCCUGGGGAAAUCU
Molecule: messenger RNA, 3733 nt
Organism: Hymenoscyphus albidus
Lineage: Eukaryota; Fungi; Ascomycota; Leotiomycetes; Helotiales; Helotiaceae
Source: the annotation of a GenBank genome assembly